Ordospora pajunii is the source of this 273-nucleotide messenger RNA. RefSeq lists its product as uncharacterized. The coding region runs from base 1 to 273 and encodes 90 amino acids. The transcript has a single exon. The record is from RefSeq and is a predicted model, not a curated record. NCBI's taxonomy places the organism in Eukaryota, Fungi, Microsporidia, Ordosporidae.
AUGAGAGCUACAGAGCUGCAGAAUGAAGUCAACCACCUCGUGUUUAUGUAUUUCACAUCGAUCGGUGUUGUCCAACGGGAUGCUGGGGAGGAUGACAUUCAUACCAAGAUGAAUGACCUUGCAGACGAAAUCAGAAGAUGCAGGGAGAGAAUUGGCGAGCUGAUGCAUGAGGAUAUGGCUAAGGAGCACAUUAGAGAUGACUAUAACAAAAUCAUUGCUGAAGGCAGGGAGUUUAUCAAGGAUGGAAUGUGUUUUCUUGAUGCGAUCGUAUAA